AUGUUGCACCAGUUGGCGAUUUACCUCCGUAAGUUCUCAUCUUUAUCAAAACAUGCUUCUCAAUUGUCUCAGCGAGGCAGCGAAGGACGAGCCCACGCUAAGCGAAUUGUGAGUGAAAAACGAGCAGAGCAAUUACAACUGACCACAUCCUACACGCAGAGCAGAUGUCAUGAAACAAGUAUUGGAUGUUCUCAAGGACUCGACAAUUGCGUUGAAGAGUGGCAAGGACAAUCGGUCUCGUUUCUGGGGGGUAUACAAACGAGUCGCGAGGAACACGACAGCGAGUUCCUCGAGCGAUACACUACUAACGUGGACAUUGUCUUGAUCUUUUCUGGUCUUUUCUCUGCUGUCAGCACAUCUUUCAUUGUCGCCAUGGAGUCUAAUCUCAGUCCCGACCCCAGCGAUACCACGAAUGCCCUUUUGAAGGAACUUGUUCAAAUCGGUCUGGGCAAUCUCGCUGCAGCGGGUUCCAAGCCCGCAGACCCAGGAUCUACAUGGUCGCCGAACGCGCCCACCCUGUGGAUCCAAACAAUCGCAUACGCAAGCUUGUCCAUGAGCUUGCUCGCUGCCUUCGGGGCCGUACUGGGCAAGCAGUGGCUCGGGUACUACAAGUCGAACAGAUACGGCCGGGGCUCUCAGGAGGAGCGGGGCAAGCCCAGGCAAGAGAAGUUCGACGGCCUCGUCACAUGGUAUUUUGAUGCUGUUGUGCAAUCCUUCCCGGUCUUACUUCAAAUCUCACUUCUUCUUUUUGGGAUCCCCCUCGGCGCCAACAUCUGGUACGAGCAGCCGAGUGUCGCCCGGGUCAUCAUUGCAACGACAAUCUUUGGAUUUCUGUUUUAUUCCCUGACCCUGAUGGCAUGUUUGAUAUCUCCUGCCUGUCCAUUUCAGACGCCGAUAUCGACGAUGUUGCGCAUGAUUCACGUCGACAGUAAGAUCAUUUUACUGAAUUCUGGUGGUGGUUUCCUGUCUGAAUCAGCAUUGCAGAGGUUGUACGCCCGGUGUUCAAAAGACUCUCCAGUUAUUCCUGGCAGCUCAUGA
Suillus bovinus is the source of this 1038-nucleotide messenger RNA. RefSeq lists its product as uncharacterized. NCBI's taxonomy places the organism in Eukaryota, Fungi, Basidiomycota, Agaricomycetes, Boletales, Suillaceae. The transcript is spliced from 2 exons. The coding region runs from base 1 to 1038 and encodes 345 amino acids. The record is from RefSeq and is a predicted model, not a curated record.